AUGGCUGAAUACUGGAAGUCAACGCCACGGUACUGGUGCAAGCACUGCUCCAUGUACGUGCGCGACACGAAGCUCGAGCGCACCAACCACGAGGCGACGGGAAAACACCGAGGCGCCGUGGAGCGCGCCCUCCGCGACCUGCACCGGGGCCACGAGAAGCAAGAGAGGGAGAAGGAGAGGGCGCGGCGGGAGAUUGAGCGGCUGAACGGCGUCGUGGCGGGAGGGGACGGGGACAAUAAACACAAGAAUGGCAGAAGUGGAGCGCCGGGACGAGCGCCGCCGCCGGAGGCAUCGUCAUCUUCUUUGAGCAGGGAGCAGCGACAAGCGCAGCUGGAGCAGCUUGCCGGGAUGGGCGUCAACAUACCCGACGAGCUGAGGGGUCAAAUGGCGAUGGCGGGCGAGUGGACCGUCACCAAGACGAGGAUAAUCGACGACGGUGAAGGGAACGAGAGCGUGGCGCGCGGGGUGAGGAAGAGGGAGCUGGAGAAGACGGAGGAGGAGAAGGAGGAGGAGAAUGCCGUCAACGGCCUGUUCAAGAAGCCGAGGAGGUGGGGCAUGGACACGAGGAUCGCGGGCGGGGAUGACGAAGGCGAGCUGGAUGCGCUGCUGAGCGGCUCGAGUUUUGUGGUAAAGGGGGAGAAGAAGGAGGAGGAUGAGGAGGAGGACGCUACGAAACCACGAGUGAAGGCUGAAGAUGCGGAGAAAGGACCUGAAAUGGAGGGAGCGCCACAAGAAGAAAAGUCUAAUGUCAUCAAGGAGGAGGACGUUGUCAAGAAAGAGCCCACGGAUGAUGCAUCCGCUCCACAUACAGUGGCUGAGCCUGCAGCCCCGGCAGUGGUUUUCAAGAAGAGGAAGCCGAAGAAUAUUCGACAAAAAUAA
Messenger RNA from Pyricularia pennisetigena, 879 nucleotides. RefSeq lists its product as uncharacterized. The transcript has a single exon. NCBI's taxonomy places the organism in Eukaryota, Fungi, Ascomycota, Sordariomycetes, Magnaporthales, Pyriculariaceae. Gene Ontology annotation, cellular component: precatalytic spliceosome. Bases 1 to 879 code for a protein of 292 amino acids. Gene Ontology annotation, molecular function: RNA binding; zinc ion binding. The record is from RefSeq and is a predicted model, not a curated record. Gene Ontology annotation, biological process: mRNA splicing, via spliceosome.